Messenger RNA from Periconia digitata, 1262 nucleotides. Lineage: Eukaryota; Fungi; Ascomycota; Dothideomycetes; Pleosporales; Periconiaceae. The record is from the annotation of a GenBank genome assembly.
UCGUCCUGAGCACUCCGCUUGGCGUGUUAAAGUCUGGAUCCGUUGACUUCCAGCCCCCAUUGCCAGACUGGAAGCAAGGCGUCAUUGAGCGCAUGGGAUUUGGCCUCCUAAACAAGGUGAUACUCGUCUACGAAGAAGCCUUCUGGGAGCCGAAUCGUGAUAUGUUUGGUUUAUUGAAUGAAGCCGAACGCCAAGCCAGUCUCAACCCAGAAGAUUACGCUUCCAGGAGGGGUCGCUACUAUCUCUUCUGGAACUGCCUCGUCACCAGCGGCAAGCCGACUCUUAUUGCGCUCAUGGCGGGAGAAGCGGCACAUUACACCGAGGAGACCUCGAAUGAUCAGUUGAUCAAAGAAGUCACCGACUGCUUGGACCAGAUGUUCGCGCCCAACCGCGUCCCACUACCCACAGAGACGAUUGUCACCAGAUGGAGCAAAGAUCCAUUUGCUUGCGGAAGUUAUUCGUACGUAGGACCAGAGACCCAAACAGGCGACUACGAUGUCAUGGCUAGACCCCACGGGCCGCUCCACUUCACAGGCGAGGCUACUUGUGGCACGCAUCCGGCUACUGUACACGGGGCAUAUCUGUCUGGCUUGCGGGCAGCAGCAGAAGUAGUUGAAAAAAUGAUCGGCCCCAUCCGGGUCCCGACUCCGCUCGUCGAGAAGAAGGUGAAGCUCGAACACCCGACACCUCACCCACCCACCAUCUCCGACGUGAAACGCAAAUUUUCAUCCGAUGCACCGCUACAGAGCAGCGGUAGCACUGCCAGUAACAACAGCAUCCACAAAACCGCCCGUGCAGUUCGUGACGAAGAUUACGAAGCCUCCAUCAUUGGCGAGAUUCUCUCGCAGCUCGGCGAACGCCCCAUCAAACCAGGCCGUACGGGAGUCAACCCAUUCCUACUAUACACAAAAGACCAAUGGUACACAGUUAAGCACGAUUGCGACGCCAAACGACGGGCUGCCACAGGCGACGUCAAUGCUAAAGCGUCCAAAACUGAGAUCCGCACCGCACUGGGGCUCAAGUGGCGCACCGAGGACCCCGCCGUGCGCCAGCCGUACCUGGAUCAAACUCAGAGCGCAAAAGACGAUGCCGCGGCUAGCACGGCGGGCUUCAAAGAUGCUGUUGCGCUUUGGGAUCGCGAGGCUGAGCGGAUAAGGGUCGAGUAUAUUAGGGAUCAUCCGCCGGAAGAUGGCGAGGGUGAUAUGGUGAUGAAUGGGCGCACGGCGAUCGAACUGGGUGCUGGGAAGCGGCCUCGAAGGUAA